Penicillium brasilianum is the source of this 1590-nucleotide messenger RNA. The record is from the annotation of a GenBank genome assembly. NCBI's taxonomy places the organism in Eukaryota, Fungi, Ascomycota, Eurotiomycetes, Eurotiales, Aspergillaceae.
AUGUCGACUCCCGUUAGCCCCGUGGAGCAUAAGCUGCCGACGCGCUCGGCGACCGUGAGCAGCAGCUUGACCCGCCAGACAUCCGUCAGUGACGAUGAAGCGAUUCCCGACACCGAUAGCAACGAGACCACCAAUCUCCUAUUGGAGCGUCUGCGUGCAUGGAAGCACGUGUGCGGAAACCUCGAGGAUUACGUCUCCAUGACGGCCAAAAUUUCCAAAUCCCAGUCCAAGGACCAUGAGAAGAUCUUGAAGACCGUGAGCGAACCUCUGAAGGAAGGCAACCAGUUCAGUUCCAGCUCUGGUGGUGUGACUGGUCUGUUUGAGAACAUGCGGAACAACACGCAGGGAAUGAUCAACAUGUACCUCGAGACCGAGCAGAACCUCAAGGGCAGCGUGCUCCCUACCUUGGAGCGCCUGCACAAGGAAAUCAAGGCCAAGUCCAAGGAGCUCAAGUCUGGGGCUGUCAAGGGUGCCAAGGCCGUUGAGAAGGCCCGACAGGCGACCCAGAAGCACAUUGAGCUGCUAGGCCAGCACUCAGCCUCGCAUGAUGCUGCCGCUCGCAACAAGAUCGAGACGCACCACGACCCUUACAUCCUCCGUCGCGGUAUCAACCACCGCUUGAACAAGCAGGUCACCGAGGAGAACAACCACCGCAAUGAUAUUCUAGCCGUCCAGAACUCCUUCGCCCAGUUCGAGGCUCACGUCCUCCAGACCAUUCAGGGCGCUCUGGACCAGUUCUUCCAGUUCAUGGGCGGCCAGCUCGACCGCCAGCGAGCCAUGUACGCCGACAUUCUGGGUACUGCUCAGCUCAUCCCCGCCGACUUUGAGUGGAUGAACUUCUGUGUGAGCCACGAUGCCAAGCUAGUCAACCCCGACUCGCCGCCACGCUCCUUUUCUAGCAUCACCUACCCCAACAUGGACCACCGCUCCACGCAGCCUCUAAUUGAGGGCUCCUUGGAGCGCCGCUCACGUGCCAUCAUCAAGGGUUACAGCACAGGCUAUUACGUCGUGACGCCUGCAGGUUACCUGCACGAGUUCAACGAUACUGAUGAUUUCCGCAAGGACCCUACCCCGGAGCUGUCGCUGUACCUACCCGACUGCAUUGUCGGCGCUAUUGACGGUGUCAAGUUCAACGUCAAAGGCAAGGACGUGUCCAGCGGCAAGGUUGGUAAUGCGUUCCACACUACCACCGAGUUGAGCUUCAAGGCACACAGCCCCAACGACGCUGAGAAGUGGUGGACCGUCAUCAAGGACUGCACUCGCGGCCCCGUUGCAGCCGCUCCUGCUGUCUCCUCUGCUCUCGCUACCUCCCCCGUGAGCCCUAUUGCUACCAGCCCCACGGCUACCAGUCCUGCAGCUGUCAGCCCAGCCGGUCCCUCCUCGGCCGAGCCCCCUGUCUAUGCCGAAAAGGAGAAAGCAGCUGCCGCCGCCGCCAGCUCUUCUGCUGCAGCCGCUCCCGCUGCGGAGAAAACCAUCGAUGCAAAAGACCACGCGGCCGCUAGCCCAACGGCCGGUUUGAGCCGCACAACCAGCACGGGCAGCCACUUCCACGGCUCUCCAGGUGGCUCCGCAGUGCAGGAGAAGUCAUGA